AUCCAAAAUAUUCGCAUUCACUACUACAAGUCGGCAUAUGCAUAUAAAUAAAAAGAAACUUGUAUAAUUUAACUAUUUAAACAAUUGUUAGAACUGUGAUAAUGAAAUAUUUUAUUUAAACAUGAAACAAAAGGGAUCAAAAUAUUUAAAUGAAGGUCAGUAAAUAGUUGUUUUUAAAACGAACAAAAAAAUAAUAAUUAAAGCUAAAAUAAAAAAAUAAAUAAUUAAUGAACGAUAAGAAAGUUCAACAGAAAUUUGCCGUUUAUUUGCCAAGUGUGGGAAAAUAAUAAAGACAUUUCAGCAAAAAGGUGAAUUUAAUUUUUUAGCCGAAAAUAACAUUAAGAUAAUAAUGUUAAAUAUACGAAAAGUGGACUAGACAACCCGCUGUGAACAUAUAAAUAGCAAUAUGAUUUUGAGGGAAAAUACAGAAUUCAACCAAAGCUGAAAACAAGCUUAAGGAAAAACAACUUUGUUAAGAAAUACCAAACAAAAUGUUUAAACUCUCAGCAAUUGUAUUAGUUUUGGUAGUAGCACAAGUUUGGAGUGUUCCUUUGAUACCCCAAAUCGGCGAUGAAGAAGAAAUUGUGGAAGUUAAUUCCAAUAGUCUAACAAAUGUAGCUCAACAUUACAAAGAUAUAAUUGAUUUGAGUUUCUAUGGCUCUGCCAUGUUUGGAGAACCAGAUGAUCAGCAUACAGCGCAUAUGGUGGCCAAUUAUACACCUGAAGCAUUUGCAGUUAACCCCGAAGAAUUGGGUACCUAUUUGGAGGGCGAUAUCUUAAUACCCAAACAAAAGAUCACUAUGAAAAAUGGUCUCACCACGCAAAGUUCUCGCUGGCCUCAGGGUAUUGUGCCCUACGAAAUUCGUGGUAAUUUUAAUGCACGUGAUAUGUCCAUAAUUGAACAUGCUAUACGUGAAUAUCAUCGUCGUACUUGCAUACGUUUUGUGCCACGCAGCAACGAACAGGACUAUGUCUCAAUUGUCAGUGGCAAUUCUGGGUGUUGGUCGUCGGUAGGACGUGUUGGUGGCAAACAGGAAGUGAAUUUGCAAUCGCCUGGUUGCUUAACUAAACCUGGUACGGCCAUACAUGAACUUAUGCAUGCUUUGGGUUUCUUGCAUGAACAAAAUCGUGAGGAACGUGACACCUUUGUAUCCAUUCAAUACCAAAACAUCCAACCCAGUGCCAUGUCUAACUUUGAUAGAGCUGCUAAGACCUUGGCGUUUGGAGUACCCUACGAUUAUGGCAGUGUUAUGCAUUAUUCAGCCAGUGCUUUCUCCACCAAUGGCCGUCCUACUAUUGUUCCUAUGCAAAACAUGGGUAGAACUAAAAUGGGCCAGCGUGAUGGUUUCUCUGCUUUUGAUGUAGAAAAACUUAAUAAAAUGUAUGAUUGCGGUUAUGGUGGAGCUCCAGCUCCUGUUCCAACCCCAGCACCUGCACCAGUUCCUGUCCCUGCUCCAUUUCCUGUCCCUGCUCCAGCCCCAUUACCCAUUCCUGGCGCUCAAGGUGUAGAUAAUAGUUUGGUUAACAGUUUUGUUAGUGGCCUUUUGUCUGGUUUAGGUUUAGGCGAUGAUCCAUCGGCUUAA
This is a messenger RNA of Calliphora vicina (urban bluebottle blowfly), 1583 nucleotides long. Its product is annotated as hatching enzyme 1.2-like. Bases 492 to 1583 code for a protein of 363 amino acids. Gene Ontology annotation, biological process: proteolysis. The transcript has 2 exons. The record is from RefSeq and is a predicted model, not a curated record. Lineage: Eukaryota; Metazoa; Arthropoda; Insecta; Diptera; Calliphoridae. Gene Ontology annotation, molecular function: metalloendopeptidase activity; zinc ion binding.